This is a messenger RNA of Pistacia vera, 1284 nucleotides long. Its product is annotated as probable indole-3-pyruvate monooxygenase YUCCA3. Bases 1 to 1284 code for a protein of 427 amino acids. The transcript is spliced from 3 exons. NCBI's taxonomy places the organism in Eukaryota, Viridiplantae, Streptophyta, Magnoliopsida, Sapindales, Anacardiaceae. Gene Ontology annotation, molecular function: NADP binding; flavin adenine dinucleotide binding; N,N-dimethylaniline monooxygenase activity. The record is from RefSeq and is a predicted model, not a curated record.
AUGUUUAACAAUUGCCUUAACAUACCAGACAUGUCUCCAAUUCUCGAUGAGUACUUCUUUAACAGCCGUUGCAUAUGGGUGAAUGGCCCUGUAAUAGUUGGUGCUGGUCCUUCAGGUCUUGCAGUUGCUGCAGGCCUUAAACAACAAGGUGUUCCCUUCAUAAUCCUCGAACGCGCCAACUGCAUUGCCUCUCUUUGGCAAAACCGAACUUAUAAUCGCCUUAAGCUUCACCUCCCUAAACAAUUCUGCCAGUUACCAGACUUUCCAUUUCCUAGUAACUUCCCGGAAUACCCCACCAAGUAUCAGUUCAUUAACUACCUGGAAUCCUACGCAAAACACUUCGACAUAACCCCGCAUUUCAAUGAAACAGUUCAAUCUGCUAAGUUUGACGAAACUUUCGGGUUGUGGCGUGUCAAAACUGUUUCAUCUAGUGGUUCAGGAUCAGUCGAGUAUAUUUGCCGGUGGCUUGUAGUGGCCACUGGUGAAAAUGCAGAGAAAGUUGUGCCUGAUUUCGAAGGCUUGCAGGAAUUUGAGGGUCAUGUUUCUCAUGCUAGUGACUACAAAUCAGGUGAAAGUUACAGAGGAAAGCGUGUACUAGUUGUUGGUUGUGGCAAUUCAGGCAUGGAAGUCUCUGUCGAUCUCUGCAACCACAAUGCAAAGCCCUCAAUGGUCGUUCGAAGCUCGGUUCAUGUAUUGCCGAGGGAAGUUCUUGGGAAAUCAACAUUUCAAUUAGCAGUUUUGAUGAUGAAAUGGCUACCACUUUGGCUAGUAGACAAGAUUUUGCUUAUUCUAGCACGAUUGAUUCUCGGCAAUGUAGAAAAAUAUGGUCUAAAAAGGCCGCCUAUAGGUCCCUUACAGUUGAAGAACAGUGAAGGGAAGACUCCAGUUUUGGACAUUGGUGCUUUACAAAAAAUUAGAUCCGGUGAAAUUAAAGUUGUCCCUGGAAUCAGAAGGUUCUUUCAGGGCAGAGUGGAGCUUGUUAAUGGAAAAAAUCUAGAUAUUGACUCUGUUAUUCUCGCAACUGGGUACCGCAGCAAUGUUCCUUCAUGGCUAAAGGAAAAUGAAUUAUUUUCUGAAGAUGGAAUUCCAAAAAAUCCAUUUCCAAAUGGGUGGAAAGGCAAAGCAGGACUUUAUGCUGUUGGGUUCACAAAAAGAGGUCUUUCUGGUGCAUCUUUAGAUGCUGUAAGUGUAGCUCAUGACAUUGCCAAGACUUGGAAGGAAGAAACACGGCAGAAAAGAAAGUCCAUUGCAUCUCGUCAUAGAAGAUGUAUAUCACAUUUCUAA